Messenger RNA from Suillus paluster, 1599 nucleotides. Its product is annotated as kinase-like domain-containing protein. Bases 1 to 1599 code for a protein of 532 amino acids. Gene Ontology annotation, biological process: protein phosphorylation. NCBI's taxonomy places the organism in Eukaryota, Fungi, Basidiomycota, Agaricomycetes, Boletales, Suillaceae. Gene Ontology annotation, molecular function: protein kinase activity; ATP binding. The record is from RefSeq and is a predicted model, not a curated record. The transcript has 8 exons.
AUGUCUCAAGAACUCGGAUGGCCCAGGGACGACGAGGACCUCUCAAUGCUCAUCGACACUGAUGUCAACCGGUCCAUAGACUCUGGAUUCGUCGACCUCACUAUGGAAGCUCCUGCACAAACCUCCCGUUUGAGUACCAGAGGCAGCCGGAUGUCUACACACGAACGCAUCAGCAGCGCACUGAAAAUACUGCGGGACAGUCGGAUAUCUAUUCUGGACUUACUUGUGAAGAUAAUGGACCCAUCUCAGAUGUUGUACUCAACUUAUCGAGAUCGCAUGUACGUGCCUUCGGCAACUGAGAAGCAAUCGGGAAACAGGAGGUUGGAGAAGGUGCUGGAUUUUCUAUGGGACGAUCCCCGAAGUCAUGCGCGUGUUCUCAAGUGGAUGCAACCACAUGCCCUCUCAUAUAUCUGUGAUACCAUGUAUGGUGAAAUGGACCAGGUCAAACAGUGCCUCCAUGUCACGCUCAAUAUUAUCACUCCCAAACUCCUCCUUGCCUGUAAUGUCGAAACAACUCUUUCCUCUGUCGUACACGAACAUGCACCUGUACUGUGCGAAAUUGUUGCAAGCGCUGCUCAGACCGAACGUGUGAAGGCGAAGAAUAAAGUCAAAGAUUGUGGUAUUGCGGAUGGGUUGGAGUCUGACCAAAGUGGAUGCCAUCCCAUUUCUGAGAAAGAUGGCUCGCAACUUGUCUCUUUAAUUCAGAUCACGACUCCUCAGAUAUCAACGCACGGCUCUUUCGUUCUGGACCCAAGCAUCGUCAUCAGACAAACCAAUUUUCCGAUAGCUUCGGGUGGGCUUGGAGACGUGUACAAAUGUACCUUGCUAAACAGGGGUGCAAGUCCAGAAGAGGUUGCGGUCAAAUCGCCACGGUUUCCAAGUCUGACUGAAGCCGAAAUUGCCAAAAUAAACCAUAAUCUUGACCGCGAAAUCAAGAUAUGGACCCUACUGGAACAUCAAUAUGUAUUACGUCUGCAUGGCACCGUAACAGGUUUUGGGCCGUUUCGCUCAUUGGUUUCCUCCUGGAUGCCGAACGGAACAUUGAACUCCUACCUUAAUCGUGCGCAUGAAACCCUCACGACUAUGGGUAGCCUUCACAUUCUUAAACAGAUUACGGAGGGGCUCAAAUACCUCCACGAUAACAACGUGAUUCACGGUGAUCUUACCAGUAACAAUGUCCUGGUUGCUGCCGAUGGAUCCCCGCGCCUUGCAGACUUCGGUGUUUCGAAUAUCAUGGUAAAGUCCAACCCGGCAUUCUCCUACCACACCGGCGCUGUUCGUUGGGCCGCUCCGGAGUUUAUUGUCCAUCAGGAAGGCCAAACUGUGCAAUGCGCCACUAAAUUCAGUGAUAUAUAUGCUCUUGGGUGUAUCAUGCUUCAGGCCAGUCUCAUAUUUACGUUGUUUACGACACCUGACAGGUUCUUCGUGGCAUUAAAGUUCAAUUACCAAGAGCCCAUUAUUGACACCAUGCAAAUUCCAGCACAUCCCCUUGAUUUCAUGCGGCGGUGCUGGUCAAUCAAGAGUGAGAAUCGUCCAUCAGUGGAUGACGUGUUGGUCUUUCUCGAGAAAGCUAUCUCCCAUGAAACUUCAUCUACGUAA